Molecule: messenger RNA, 864 nt
Organism: Diorhabda carinulata
Lineage: Eukaryota; Metazoa; Arthropoda; Insecta; Coleoptera; Chrysomelidae
Exons: 2
Coding region: 52-765 (237 amino acids)
Biological process (GO): sensory perception of smell; detection of chemical stimulus involved in sensory perception of smell
Cellular component (GO): plasma membrane
Molecular function (GO): olfactory receptor activity; odorant binding
Source: RefSeq, a predicted model, not a curated record
AACAGAAAUAUAUAAAACGUGGUAAAGUAACAUUUUUUAUUAAAAAAAAAAAUGUCUAUAAAUUUUCUGAAAUCGUUCAAACCAGAAUUACUUCUAGUAAAAUCCUGCGGCGUAUGGGAUUAUAUAUUCGAAACCAAAUAUCAAUUCUUAUAUAUUUCAUACUUUAUAAUAGUGAAUAUAGGUUUGGCGAUGUACAAUCUAAUGAAAUUUAACGAUAUGCUGGAAUCUAAUACAUUGGAAACUGCAGUGGCAGCCGGCUUCGUAUUGCCGAUAGCUCUCAUGGGAAAUAUUCGCUCGCUGUGCUUUUUCAUGUAUAGAAAAGAGUUUUUAGAAUUAUUAACUACCAUGGACGAUGAAAUUUUCCAACCAAAGAAUCGCGAGCAAGUCAAAAUGACGAAGAAAAUGUUAAAAUAUUACAAUAAUUUCAAAAUUUUUAUGUACGUUUUUUCUGUUUUACCCUCGUUAGGUUGCCCAAUAGGUAGAAUGAUUUUUGGGGAGAGUGGACAAAAAUACUGUGAAGCAGUAACGACUAGUACUAAAGGAAUGGGAAUUUAUCUUUUCCAAGCGAUAUCACUUGGAAUGAUAUCUGUAAUAAACGUUGUUACGAAUUAUUUCAUGGUGGGGUUCGCUCUUUUUAUAGGACUGCAAUGUGACAUGUUAAGUCAUAGGUUAGAACAUACUAAAAACGUUAAAAUUAAGGAAUCCGUACUACAUCAUAGGCGAAUACUGAGGUAUAACACUACGACAUUUAAUAGAAAUCGUUAAAAUCAUUAAAACUUCUUUCACGUAUUUAAAUGAGAUAUGACAACACGCUUUUUCAGCUUCGUCACUCGAAUGAAUUCGUAACCCGAUUGACGUGACAUU